Cottoperca gobio is the source of this 2291-nucleotide messenger RNA. It is a transcript of the gene cmklr2, whose product is annotated as chemerin chemokine-like receptor 2. Gene Ontology annotation, cellular component: plasma membrane. The record is from RefSeq and is a predicted model, not a curated record. The transcript is spliced from 3 exons. Bases 452 to 1531 code for a protein of 359 amino acids. NCBI's taxonomy places the organism in Eukaryota, Metazoa, Chordata, Actinopteri, Perciformes, Bovichtidae. Gene Ontology annotation, biological process: positive regulation of cytosolic calcium ion concentration; phospholipase C-activating G protein-coupled receptor signaling pathway; complement receptor mediated signaling pathway. Gene Ontology annotation, molecular function: G protein-coupled receptor activity; complement receptor activity.
CGUCAGACAGGCGCACCCACUGCAUAUUGCAGCUCCUCUCUGUACAUACACAGCAACAGAGCUGAGUUUGAAUCUGGAUGGACUCACGGAAAGACUACAUAUGCCGCAGAAAUAGUUUUCCAGCCGAGUGGGGAAGUCACGGACCAGCAAAACGGAGCUAAACGGCUACAAGUUAGCAGUCACUUUUCAUCCAGCCGGAGUUGUCGGUGUUUUUUGAGCCAAAUACUUAUGAAAGGGAGCGCUGCACUUUUAGGCUGUCCACAUUGUAGAUCCAAAUGGUUGUUGACACUAUGUUCCAGGGUUACUCACGACACACCCUGUCCUAACUUCAACACAGAAACUGAAUGAUUGGAAAGAGGGACAGGACAGACAACUGGAUCCUUCUGGAGAACAUCUUGGCAUAAUCACAGAGAGUGUGUGAGAUAGCUUCACCGGAGAGAUUACAUCAACAAUGGGCGACUCUGGAGAGGACUACACAAACUACACCUACGACUACUACCUGGAGUAUGGCGACUUGGAGGAACUUAAAGUAGAACACAGACAGAUGGAAACUAUGCACAUAAUCUCAGUGGUGAUCUACAUUAUUUCCUUUGUGCUUGGUCUGAUUGGAAAUGGAACUGUUAUUUGGGUGACAGCAUUUAAAAGCAAAAAGACAGUCACCAGUAUUUGGUUGCUCAAUCUAGCCAUGGCAGACUUUGUAUUUGUGCUUUUUCUCCCCUUUUACAUUGAUUACAUACUGCAGGACUUCCACUGGGACUUUGGUCUGGUCAUGUGUAAGCUUAACUCAUUUGUGUCUGUGAUGAAUAUGUAUGCCAGUGUGCUGUUUCUCACAGUGCUCAGUAUAGACAGAUAUGUCUCUCUGGUCCAUCUCAACUGGUCUCAGAAGUAUCGCACUAUACAGAAAGCCUGGGUUGUAUGUGGUUGCAUAUGGCUGCUGGCUGCUGCCACAAGCUCUCCUGCGCUGGUUUUCCGUGACACCAUGCGCCUACAUAACAAGGUGGUGUGCUUCAACAACUUCCACACACAGGACGGACAUACAGCGGCCAUGAGACACAUCAUGUUAGUGGUCAUUCGAACCACAGUGGGCUUCCUUUUGCCUUUUACUACCAUAUGUGUGACGGGCAUACUUCUGGCAAUCAAGGUGAAUCGAUCUGGGGGCUCGGUUCGGCUGUCCAGCUUCUCCAAAACAGUCUCUGCAGUAAUUCUGGCCUUCUUUUUAUGCUGGGCACCUUUUCAUACUUUUAUCUUAAUGGAGUUAUCCAUACACUCCUCAUUUUACCUAUACGACAUACUAAAAGCUGGCUUUCCUCUCGCGACCAGUUUAGGCAUUUUAAAUAGCUGCAUUAACCCCCUCCUGUACAUGCUCCUGGGCAAAAAGGUGCGUCGUAUCCUGAAGCAUGCAUGCCUGGACAUAACUAAGAGUUCACUGAGAGAGCUAAGCCAGUCCAUCUCUGCCACUGAGGUGGAGUCUCUGCCAGAAGUUCACCAGGACAGUGUCCCGGAGGAGCCUGUGGAGUCAUCAGCUCUAUGAUUACAGCCAUCCUCAGAGACUGUAGUAGUUGUCCAUGAAAAACAUGAAAGUAAAACUGGCUAUUACUUAAAGAUGGAUUAUCAUAUCUGAUCUUUCCAGCUGUAGUGUAAAGACUUUCCUAUUUUGUUUCAUUUGGACAGAGUUAUGCGGAAUUACUCUCAAUGGAAAAGCUGAGUCGAACUGUGUAUAGAGUACACAUUCAGUUUUCAUUUGCAUAACUUAAAUGAUUUGCAGAGAAAAAUGCGAGAUACAAUCUACAGAAAAUUAAUCUGGAAGUAUUUUAAUAACCAAUUAAUUGUUUAAAUCAUUUAAAAAAUCAUUUACAAAUCCCAAGCAUUCUGUUUCCAGCUUCUCAAUUGUGAGAAUUUGCUGCUUGAAUGUAUUGCUCAGACAAGUUAUUUGACAUUUGUUUACUAUAUUCUGUCAUUGUAUAGACCAGGAAAAUCAUACAGAUUGAUCCAUAAUGAAAGUAAUCAUCAUUUGUAUUAUUAUUAUAUCAAAUGCAUCUUAUGUUUUUACUGAAUUUGUUAUUGUUGUAUUCUUGAAUCACGACAUCUUUGUUUUUUUUAUAGAGAUGAGAUAUGUUGCCUAAAUCUAUUCAUAGUCUUACAGUAUUAUGUUUUUAAUACAGUUUUAUACUGACUAGUUACAUACUAAUCUAUUGUAAGAUUUGUAAACUAGUUGAGAGUUAUAAAUGUUUUAUUCCAAUAUAUUUCAAGUAAAUAGCAUAUUUCUUAAUACAUUUCUUCUUCUGAACACA